This is a messenger RNA of Fusarium verticillioides 7600, 312 nucleotides long. RefSeq lists its product as hypothetical. The record is from RefSeq and is a predicted model, not a curated record. The transcript has 3 exons. Bases 1 to 312 code for a protein of 103 amino acids. NCBI's taxonomy places the organism in Eukaryota, Fungi, Ascomycota, Sordariomycetes, Hypocreales, Nectriaceae. Gene Ontology annotation, molecular function: acetylpyruvate hydrolase activity.
AUGACCAACGAUAUGACUUCACGUGAAGGUCAGCGCGGCCACAAGCAGUUCUUUAUUGGAAACUUCCCCGAUCCCUUCUGUCCCAUUUUGAGUCAAGUCCAAACUAGGGGUCGUCUUGGUGUCUCCAAACACAGCCUACCAUCUGAUUUGAAGGUCGAGACCCACGUCAACGGUGGCCUCAGGCAAAGCUCUACUACUGGAGAUCUCAUCCUUUACAUCCCCACACAAACAAAGAUUACUUCUGAAGGCCAAACACUGCGGCCUGGUGAUUUUAUGGUCACUGGCACUCCAGCUGGUGUUAGCAGGCAUUAG